Pectinophora gossypiella (pink bollworm) is the source of this 783-nucleotide messenger RNA. Its product is annotated as 3-oxoacyl-[acyl-carrier-protein] reductase FabG-like. Bases 1 to 783 code for a protein of 260 amino acids. NCBI's taxonomy places the organism in Eukaryota, Metazoa, Arthropoda, Insecta, Lepidoptera, Gelechiidae. The record is from RefSeq and is a predicted model, not a curated record. Gene Ontology annotation, molecular function: oxidoreductase activity. The transcript has a single exon.
AUGGAGUUCUCCAACAAAGUCGUAAUAAUUACUGGAGCGAGUUCGGGUGUUGGUGCUGCAUGUGCAUUGCACUUCGCGAAAUUAUCAGCAAAACUAUCCCUCGUGGGAAGAAACCAAAAUAAUUUAAAGAAAAUCGCUGAAAAAUGUCAACUCAUCCACGGUUUCCCGCCUCUAAGCGUUAUUGCUGAUGUUACUAUUGAGGAAGAUCUACAAAGAAUUGUAAGUGAAACAAUAAAACAUUAUGAAAGGAUCGAUGUUUUAGUGAACAACGCUGGAAUUUCCAAACUAACUGGUAUUCACGGCGACAUGUCGGCUUAUGAUUCAAUAAUGUCUACGAACGUUCGCGGCACUUACCUACUUACUAAAAUGGUGCUACCGUACUUGAUAGAAACGAAAGGAAACAUCGUUAAUAUAUCUAGUAUACUAUCGACUAAAGCGAUAACUUUCAUGACUCCAUAUUGUAUGAGCAAAGCCGCUUUGGACAUGUUCACAAAAUGUGUCGCGUUAGAAUUUGCAACGAAAGGCGUUCGAGUAAAUUCGGUGGAUCCUGGUCCUGUGAAAACUGAAAUAUUUAGAAGGGCUGGAAUGAAUGAGGAAGAGAAUGAGAAGUUAUUUGAAGGUCUGAAAGCAGCUGCUCCACUGAAGAAGGUGGCUCUGGGACAAGAUGUGGCUGAACUGGUUUGCUUCCUGGCGAGUGAGAGAGCGCACUGUGUUACGGGAAGCUGUUACGUCAUCGACUGUGGGUUGUUGCUUGGUGAUGGAGGAAACAUUGAUAGACAUUAA